This is a messenger RNA of Oncorhynchus masou masou (cherry salmon), 2708 nucleotides long. RefSeq names its product polymeric immunoglobulin receptor-like. Gene Ontology annotation, cellular component: plasma membrane. The coding region runs from base 256 to 1281 and encodes 341 amino acids. The transcript has 6 exons. NCBI's taxonomy places the organism in Eukaryota, Metazoa, Chordata, Actinopteri, Salmoniformes, Salmonidae. Gene Ontology annotation, molecular function: transmembrane signaling receptor activity. The record is from RefSeq and is a predicted model, not a curated record.
CUAUGACCAGGGUUUAUUUCCUCGACACAGACAAUGUUUAUUGUUUCUUUUUCUAUUCCUGUUUAGUCUUUUAAGACAGAGAGGCUUCGUAUCUGAAUUUUGUGUAACCACCUUAAAAUCGCAGACUGUAUCGUGGUAGAUCUAAUCAUUGGUUUACUUUGAAGCUGAUUUGAAGUCUGGUCUGUGGAGAUAUUGGUCUAACUUUAUUGGGGAAAAAAUACAUCAAUUUGUACCACACAGAAACACAAACUACACAUGGCUCCUCAUCUCUCCCUCCUCCUCCUCAUCUUCUCCAGACUCUCAGGUACUCAGGCAGGAGCGUACGGUGUGUCAACUGUGAGUAAGGUGUCUGUGAAGACAGGAAACUACAUCACCAUCCCAUGUCGCUAUGAUCAGAGAUACAUACAAUAUGUCAAAUACUGGUGUCAAGGAGAUUACUGGAAUUCUUGUUCUGCUCUUGUACGCACGGACCAACCAAAGAUAUCUGGGACAGUGUCCAUCUCUGAUGAUGUCACCCGAAGAAUCUUCUCUGUUAACAUGACUGAUCUGCAGCCAGAGGACUCUGGGUAUUACUGGUGUGCUGUGGAGACUGCAGGACGAGAUCAAAGUACAUACUUGCACCUGUCAGUCACCACAGGUACACCAGAACUCUAUGUGGACCAACAGGACGUUUCUGGAGUAGAAGGAGGGAGUGUCACUGUCCGUUGUUACUAUAGUAACACUGUGGUUAAGAAGUGGUUGUGGUGUAAGAUGGGUAUCUACUAUGUCCCCUUGGUGGGGAGAUAUUCAGGGAUUUUAGAUGGAACAUCAGUGACAUCACAGCAGACCAUUGAUCACAACAACAGAUACAUUUUAACAGUGACUCUGAAUGGAUUGAAUAUGGGAGAUACUGGCUGGUACUGGUGUUCCAGAGGAGACCUACAGAUGCCUGUUCACAUCACUGUCAAUCAACUGACCACAACACAGAGUACCACACCUGCCUCCACCACCACCCCUACCCCCUCUUCCACCAUCAUCACCUCCACUGUUAAUCAACUGACCACAACACAGACUGACACCAUCUUUAACAAACAGCCCACUCAAGACAUCUCUCUGACCUCGCCCACAACUGCAGAUCCUGCUGUCUCCUCUUCCACCUCUCAGGCCCCAGUCAACAACACACACCAUGUAGCCCAGGGAUGGGAGAGAACACUCUUCUACCUUCAGAAAACUGUUAAUGCACUGCUCUUCAUCCUGUGCAACGUCAUUGCUGUGGUGAAGUUCAGGGCAACCCAACUCUGAGGUGAAACAGGAAGAGUAGAAACUAGAUUUAUUUAGCAUUUGCGCAUUUUUCAUUGCGGUAUAUGUCUUUAUCUUCUUCACAUUCUCCAGCUUUCAUUUAAUAUUUAAUUUACUUGCUAAUAAACAUGUUUUACUGAUAUCAAGAUCAUCUGUCACCAAAUUCUGUGAAAUUCCGUGAAUGAAAAUCUGAAAUUCUGAUGUAUCGAAGUUACUGUAUUUGCUCUGUUGGAGACAACAAGUGUUUAACAAGAUGUCAUGGCAUGAAUUAGUUUACCAGAAACCUGCAGCCUUGUGGUACAGCAGCUUCCUGAGAUACCUAACAGUUUAGGUUGGAGGACAUCUGUGGUUUUGAGCUGCGUCUAUGACCAGGGUUGAUCUCUAAGUGGAAGGCUGUCAUCACUCCAUCUCUGCAGCUCAUGUGCUCUUAAUUCUAUACAUUUCUUUGUUUAAUCAUUAGUGACCUAUUUUCCAGCAGAGGGUAACAGUGACUCUUGAUCCAUAAAAGCCCUUGGAGAAAGCUGGAAGCUGAAAUACAUUGUAGUGACUAUGAGUUUUGGGUUAAACUAGUCUACAUAAUGCAAUAAUUGCUAUCGUCCACUCAGGGGGGCAGGUACACAAACAUGUUUAACUUUCUUGAGGAUAAAACACACACACAUGUAUGUUUUACAGUCUUUGUGGGGCCCAAAAAAUGUAUGCCAAUUCAAAAUCCUGUUUCCCCUAAACCUAAUUAUGAUUCUAUCCUUAACCCUAAUUGUAACCAUAACCCUCAACCUAACCCCUCAGGCUAAAUAUAAUGUUUCCUUGUGGGGACCGGCAAAAUGUCCCAACUUGUCCAUUUGGUGGAUCACCCAUCGCACAUUUAUAUACAGUAUUCUAUACUAUGGCACUGAAUCUUAGACCAAUGUCGCUCUAACAUAUAUGUAUAUACAUUCUUAAUCUAUUCCUUACUUACAUUAAUGUGUAUUUUGUGUGUAUGUUGUGAAACUGUUCAGUAUUACUUCUGAGAUAUUACUGCACUGUCGGAGCUAGAAGCACAAGCAUUUCGCUACACCUGCAAUAACAUCUGCUCAACAUGUGUAUGUGACCAAUACAUUUGAUUUGAUUUGCUUUUGAAUUUUGACUUGUCUAAAUGGUUCUUGUUUUACCCACAAGGAUAGUAAAACCAAACCGCACACACACACACACACACAAGACAAGGUUACAUUUAAAUGUUUUGGGUUCAUUUAUGAAUCCUGAGUUCUUGAGUUGUUUCAAAGUUGAUAUUUGGUUGUCUGGUUUUCUGUAACAAAUCCUCCACUUGUUUAAUCAGUGCCUUGGAGAACUAUUCUGUCUUUACCAGCUUUAAUGGAAUAUAUAAAGGCUUGGCUAAUAAAACAUUUUAAAUACAUUUUAUUGUUCUCAAGAUAAUUUGUCACUAGUUGUUGUGC